Archocentrus centrarchus (flier cichlid) is the source of this 2471-nucleotide messenger RNA. Its product is annotated as protein mono-ADP-ribosyltransferase PARP6-like. Gene Ontology annotation, molecular function: NAD+ poly-ADP-ribosyltransferase activity. Bases 486 to 2423 code for a protein of 645 amino acids. The record is from RefSeq and is a predicted model, not a curated record. Lineage: Eukaryota; Metazoa; Chordata; Actinopteri; Cichliformes; Cichlidae. The transcript is spliced from 24 exons.
CCUUGGCUUUUAGGUGACUACCUGUGUCACACAAAUAGAUGGCACAAGAUACUUAAAUCUAGAAACAGGUCCACAUCUACAGUCGUUCAUCUCUCUGCACAAAGUGAUCAGGCCGUCUGUAGCUGCAGUCAAUCACAUGACUGAGAAGUCAGGCUGAACAUGUGCGACUUCCUGCCGUUGAAAACAGAGGGGGACAGCCAGCAGAGCCAUCAACAGGAACGGAAUAUACUUUUUUUUUCUUGCUGCAUUCUUCUGAAGGAAAAAGACCAGAGGGAAACAACGAUGAUCUUCUUGAUAUAGUUCAAGAUACGGAGCGCAGUCUGCUCAUUUGUAUUGUAUUGCAGAAGUAGCUGAACUAAUUAAGUCACAUAUGUUUUUCCCGGAUAGUGUUUAAUUGUUUCGGUCACAGAGGAGUGACCACAUUGUUGGUUGUUGCUGAAGAAGAUCCAAAAAAACAAAACAAACAAACAAAAAAACCUGAACAUAUGGAGUGCCAGCAGUGGGAAUGGGAAGAGAGACAUGGUGAUGGUGACACUGAUGAGAUUCUUUGUGGAAUUCAAGGGGAGUUGUAUAGUCAGUAUGCCUCUGACGUCUAUCCCCACCCCUGGCUGGAGAGGGACAUUGAGGCAGUCAGGACUCUGUAUUCAGACUCUGCAGUCUCUGUCAGGGAGUAUGGGUCAAUUGAUGAUGUGGAUGUGGACUUAAAAAUGUAUGUCAACUUUUUGGAUGAGGAAGCAGCUCAAGCCUGGAGGGUUAAUCUAUCAGAGCCCAUCAUUAUCCGUCUGCAGUUUUCUAUGUCUCAGUAUUUGGAUGGACCUGCACCUUCAGUUGAGGUCUUUCAACCAUCUAAUACUGAUCAAUUCAGUCUUGGGAAACAAUUGCAGAAUAUUCUUACAGUCUUCAUAUCCCGAGUGUGGAAGCACCUGACAAAUGACAACACUGUAACCCGGCAGAAGAACAGGCACAGCUGGUUCAGGCCACGUGGAACCAUGAAGAAAUACUGCGCAAGACUUAGCAUCAGGCUGCCACUAUCGAAGCAAAAGGAGCUCCAGGAACCGGCUGUGAGGGGUCGGAUCAUUUUACCAGCAAUGAAGCUGAACAGUUUCACAAAUCAUACAACUUCCUACACCAUUAAGAAUCCCAUCGGAGAACUCUUCACCUACACACCCAGUGGAAAGAGAGUGAUGGUCUCGGCAGUGAAAUCAUCAGCACAGCUUAACACUAAACAGCUGAUAGAGCUGCUCUUCACAUCCCAGGCAAUCGGGCACUGUAAGACCACACCAACUCUGCAGCACGGCUUCUUGGUACAGAUAAUGAGGUAUGCAGAGCAGAGGAUCCCAACACUGAAUGAAUACUGUGUUGUUUGUGACGAGCGACACCUGUUUCAAAAUGGACCCAUGCUUAAGCCAGCAGUUUGCAGCAGGGAGCUGUGUGUGUUUUCCUUUCAUAUGUUGGGGGUUAUGUCUGGAGCUACAGAAGAGGUUGCCACCGGUGCAGAGGUGAUUGACUUGUUGGUAGCCAUGUGCAGAGCUGCCCUUCAGUCUUCACGCAAGAGCCUCAUUUUUGAACCGUACCCUUCUAUUGUUGAUCCACGCAACCCCAAAAUUCUCGCCUUUAGCCCAAAGAGAAGAAGCUAUGAGAGGCUGCAGAAAGCUCUGGACAGUGUCUUGUUAAUCAGGAGGAUGGCACAGGGUCCAUAUUCUGAGAUUAAAAAGCAGCUGGACAGGAUAGACCCUCUUGCUCAUCCAUUACUACAGUGGAUUUUAGCAAGCAACAGAUCACACAUUGUGAAGCUUCCGCUGAACAAGCAACUGAAGUUUAUGCACACACCCCAUCAGUUCCUGUUGAUCAGCAGCCCUCCGUGUAAAGAGGCUCGCUUUCAAACGGCCAGAAAACUUUAUGGCAGCACCUUUGCUUUCCAUGGUUCCCACAUUGAAAACUGGCACUCUAUUUUGAGAAAUGGGCUGGUUAACGCAUCUUACACAAAAUUGCAGCUCCAUGGUGCUGCAUAUGGGAAAGGCAUCUAUUUGAGUCCCAUUUCAAGCAUAUCAUUUGGCUAUUCUGAAAUGGGUAACGGUCAACACAAAAUACCUACCAAAGAGGAACUCUUACAGAAACACAAACGAAUAAACCAAAUCCAGAAGGAAGAGAUGGGGGAAGCCAGGUUUCUGCAAAGCACUAACCUAAACUGUGUUGCACUCUGUGAAGUGAUAACUUCAAAAAACCUUCAAAAGCAUGGCAACAUUUGGGUGUGUCCAAUUUCUGACCACGUGUGCACACGGUUCCUCUUUGUCUAUGAAAACGGUUCGGUGGGAGACGUCAACAUCAACACUCAAGAAGACAAAAUCCAGCGGGAAAUUUCACAACUGUCCUCAGUGCUGAAAAGAGCAAGGACAUCUUUUCCUUCACUUCAGUGGGAUUAGUGGAAGAAAUGCCCUCUUUAUUCUGCUGGCUGCCAUCUCAGUGCUCAU